Molecule: messenger RNA, 4446 nt
Organism: Chrysochloris asiatica (Cape golden mole)
Lineage: Eukaryota; Metazoa; Chordata; Mammalia; Afrosoricida; Chrysochloridae
Gene: ERCC6
Product: excision repair cross-complementing rodent repair deficiency, complementation group 6
Exons: 20
Coding region: 1-4446 (1481 amino acids)
Biological process (GO): transcription-coupled nucleotide-excision repair
Cellular component (GO): nucleus
Molecular function (GO): ATP binding; ATP-dependent chromatin remodeler activity
Source: RefSeq, a predicted model, not a curated record
AUGUCAAAAGAGAGAACCCCCCACCCAAAUCAAACUCAGAACCAAGACUGUUUACAGAAACAAAGUGUCAGCAAUGAAGAAAUGACAGUCAAUCAAGAAUAUGGUGUGCCAGAGACAGAGGUGGAUGAAAGCCUCCCAUCUUGUUCCUCUGAUAAUGGGCUGUCUGCAACGGCUCCGGGCCAGGCAAGGGACGUUCUAAGGAGAGGGCUGCCCCUGCUGCAAAUUGACAGACUGCAGAUCCAGGCGGUGGAGCUGAGUGCUCAGGCCCUUGAGCUGCAGGGUUUGGGUGUGGAUGUGUAUGACCAGGAAGUGUUGGAACAGGGGGUGCUGCAGCAGGUGGAUGACGCCAUUCACGAAGCCAGCCGUGCAGUCCAGCUUGCUGAUGCCGAGAAGCAGUAUCAGUCAGUCCUGGAUGACCACAUGUCAUGUAUGACAUCCCUCAGGCAAAUCAAUAAAAUUAUUGGACAGCUUACCCCUCAAGCGGCCACCAACAGAGAUAUCAGCAGGAAACUAGAUUCUGUAAGACGACAGAAGUACAAUAAGGAACAACAAUUGAAGAAGAUCAUAGCCAAAGAAAAACGUCUUCAGGCCACCCUUGGAGGAGCAGAGGUGAAAGUUGAAAUUGUUCCUGCCAGUUUAGAUGAGAAUGCAGAACCGGGGCCAUCCUGCCUGGGCAGCAUGCUCAUGCCUGCUCAGGAGACUGCAUGGGAGGAGCUCAUCCGCACAGGCCAGAUGACACCUUUUGGUACCCAGAUCCCUCAGAAAGUGGAGAAGAGGCCUAGAAGAAUAAUGCUCGAUGAAGCAUCAGGCUUUGAAAAAUAUUUGGCAGAUCAAGCAAAACUUUCUUUUGAAAGGAAGAAGCAAGCUAGUAAUAAAAGAGCAACACGAAAAGGUCUAGCCUCGGCCGCUUCUGAGUUGAAUCCAGCACUAAAUGAAAACAAGCAAAACCAGAGAAGCAAAGUUCUUUCGAAAACAGAUAAGCGUUUGCAGAAGCAUAUCAAGAAACUCCACAAGAGGGCUCUUGAGUCCCAGCGGAAAGUGGGAUUGCUAAAGGGAGCGAAACCCUUUGUAGCAGCUAGGAAGAGGGAAGAGAGGGCCUCUGAGAGUGAAGAGUCUGAGUACUUUCCCACGGAGGAGGAGAAGGAAGAAGUGGCUGAGGCCGACCUGUCUGAAAGUGGCAUCGAUUGUGAACAUAAACGACUGCCCAGAGGUCGGAAACGGCAGAAGAGAGUCACAGUGCAAGAGAUUGAUGAGUUUUUCCCAAGUUCUGGAGAAGAAACGCAAGCAACAAGAGGAGGAGGAGGUCGGAAAACAGUGAGGUGUCGAGAUGAUGGAGAUGAAGAUUAUUAUAAACAACGCUUAAGGAGAUGGAAUAAACUGAGACUGCAAGACAAAGAGAAGUGCCUAAACCUAGAAAACAAUUCUGAGGACAGCGAUGCUGAAUUUGACGAAGGUUUUAAAAUGCCUGGUUUCCUGUUCAGAAAGCUCUUUAAGUACCAGCAGACAGGUGUUAGGUGGCUGUGGGAAUUGCACUGCCAGCAGGUAGGAGGAAUUCUGGGAGACGAAAUGGGAUUGGGCAAGACCAUCCAGAUAAUUGCCUUCUUGGCAGGUCUGAGCUACAGCAAGAUUAGGACUCGUGGUUCAAAUUACAGGUUCGAGGGGUUGGGGCCAACUAUAAUUGUCUGUCCAACAACAGUGAUGCAUCAGUGGGUGAAAGAAUUUCACACGUGGUGGCCUCCGUUCAGAGUGGCAGUACUACAUGAUACCGGAUCCUAUGCCCACAAAAAGGAGAAACUAAUUAGAGAUAUUGUUCAUUAUAAUGGAGUUUUGAUCACUUCUUAUUCCUACAUUCGACUGAUGCAAGAUGACAUUAGCAAGCAUGACUGGCAUUAUAUGAUCCUGGAUGAAGGACACAAAAUACGAAAUCCCAAUGCUGCCAUUACCCUCGCUUGCAAACAGUUCCGCACCCCUCAUCGCAUCAUCCUGUCUGGCUCACCGAUGCAGAAUAACCUCCGAGAGCUCUGGUCACUCUGCGACUUUGUCUUCCCGGGAAAGUUAGGGACGUUGCCGGUUUUUAUGGAGCAGUUCUCUGUCCCCAUCACGAUGGGAGGAUAUUCCAAUGCUUCCCCAGUACAGGUUAAAACUGCAUACAAGUGUGCAUGUGUCUUACGGGACACCAUAAACCCAUACCUGCUGCGGAGAAUGAAGUCAGAUGUCAAGAUGAGCCUUUCCUUACCAGAUAAAAAUGAACAGGUUUUAUUUUGCCGUCUGACAGAUGAGCAACAUAAGGCUUACCAAAAUUUCAUUGAUUCGAAAGAAGUUUAUAAGAUUCUCAAUGGAGAGAUGCAGAUUUUCUCUGGACUUGUCGCCCUAAGGAAAAUAUGCAACCACCCAGAUCUCUUUACUGGAGGUCCCAAGAAUCCCAAAGAUCUUCCUGAUGAUGAAUUAGAGGAAGAUCAGUUUGGAUACUGGAAGCGUUCUGGGAAAAUGAUAGUUGUUGAAUCCUUGUUGAAAAUAUGGCACAAGCAGGGUCAGCGAGUAUUGCUGUUUUCUCAGUCCAGACAGAUGCUAGAUAUACUUGAAGUAUUCCUGAGAGCCCAAAAGUAUUCCUAUCUCAAGAUGGACGGUACUACUACAAUAGCAUCAAGACAACCACUGAUUACCAGAUAUAAUGAGAACACGUCCAUAUUUGUGUUUCUUCUGACCACUCGUGUGGGAGGCCUAGGAGUCAACCUGACAGGGGCCAACAGAGUCAUCAUCUAUGACCCCGACUGGAACCCAAGCACAGACACACAGGCCCGGGAGCGAGCAUGGAGAAUAGGCCAGAAGAAGCAGGUGACUGUGUACAGGCUUCUAACUGCAGGCACCAUUGAAGAGAAGAUUUACCACCGACAAAUCUUCAAGCAAUUUUUGACAAAUAGAGUGCUAAAAGAUCCCAAACAAAGGCGAUUUUUCAAAUCCAAUGAUCUUUAUGAGCUGUUUACUCUGACUAGCCCUGACCCAUCUCAGAGUACUGAGACAAGCGCUAUUUUUGCAGGAACUGGUUCAGAUGUGCAGACACCCAGACGUCAUUCAAAAAGAAAAAUACAACCAAUCUUGGGAGCAGACCAUGACAUUCCAAUAUGCAAAAAAUUACCAGAUGAUAAUAUAUCUGCAAAUGAUGCCCUAUCACCUGGAGAGAAAUCUAAAUCUGAAACACAUGCAGUAAUUUCUGAUUACAGUGAUCCUUUGAAAGGUGACGCUCCCCAAACAAGUAAUCAUCUGACUAGCAGUGAUCAACUUGUAGAAGAGAAGCAUUUACAAGUAAAUGCAGAUUGUCAACUACAGGAGUCAUCGAUGAUUAGUGAAAACAGGGAAUGUUCAAAUUCUCCAGCAUUCAGUAAGGCAUGCAGGACAGCUGAUGAGGAAAGUACUGAGGAAAAGCAAGAUCUUUCUUAUAAAGGAAGCCACCACAGUCAAGCCAAGCCUUGGGAGAAUGAACGAACAGGGAAUCAUUUUUAUAAGCACAAAUCAAAAACAAAGCACCACAAUGUGGUCGAAGAAUCCCUGGAGACGCAUCUGGGACAGAAGGACAAUUCUAGGUGCUCUAAGCAUCGAACAGGUGUCAGCUUUGAAGGGACUCGAAUCCCACACUUAGUGAAGAAAAGGCGGUACCGGAAGCAAGACUGUGCAGACGAGAGGAACACAAAAGAAUGGAACAAUGAUGAUUAUGUUUUGGAAAAACUUUUCAAAAAAGCAGUCGGCGUGCACAGCGUCAUGAAGCAUGAUGCCAUCGUGGAUGGAACUAGCGCUGAUUAUGCUCUGGUGGAGGCCGAGGCCACGCGAGUUGCCCAGGAUGCUUUGAAAGCACUGAGAGUCUCUCGUCAGCGGUGUCUGGGAGCAGUGUCUGGUGUGCCGACCUGGACAGGUCAACGUGGGAUCUCUGGUGCACCAGCAGGAAGGAAGAGUAGAUUUGGUCAGAAGAGGAAUCCUAACUUCUCUGUCCAGCCUCCUUUUUCAGCAUCUCCAAAAGAGAAGCAUCAGGAUGCCACUGUAAAGAAAGAGACCAAAGACCAUGUUCCCAAACAUUUCAGUGGAAAAGCAGCGGAUGCAGACUCUCCAUGUGGGGCUCCUACUUCGUCAUCACUCUUGGCUAAAAUGAGAGCUAGAAACCAUCUCAUUUUGCCAGAGCGCUUGGAAAGUGAAAAUGUGUCUCUUCCCGAGGCUUCUGCCCCUUUGCCAUCUCCCACAGAACAUGAUGAUCUUUUAGUCGAAAUGAGAAACUUCAUUGCAUUUCAGGCCCAAGUUGAUGGCCAGGCCAGCACCCAGGAGAUCCUGCAUGAGUUUGAGUCCAAGUUGUCAGCAUCACAGUCUUGUGUAUUUCGAGAACUGUUAAGAAAUCUUUGCACUUUUCAUAGAACUUCAGAUGGUAAAGGAAUUUGGAAACUUAAGCCAGAGUACUGCUAA